Molecule: messenger RNA, 1925 nt
Organism: Erythranthe guttata (spotted monkey flower)
Lineage: Eukaryota; Viridiplantae; Streptophyta; Magnoliopsida; Lamiales; Phrymaceae
Product: 2-oxoacid dehydrogenases acyltransferase family protein
Biological process (GO): pyruvate decarboxylation to acetyl-CoA
Cellular component (GO): chloroplast thylakoid; chloroplast envelope; pyruvate dehydrogenase complex
Molecular function (GO): dihydrolipoyllysine-residue acetyltransferase activity
Source: RefSeq, a predicted model, not a curated record
UAGCCAAUUAAUUAUACACACAGUUCACACACUCACCACUGUCAACCAGUCGGCUUGGCAAUACCGGUAAAAGUUGGUUUGAUUCUUGAAAGCUCCGCCUCCUUCCUUCGAUGCAUUCGAGAUUUCCGCUCUCUUUUUGAGUUUUUUUUCCCCUCUUAACUACAAUUUCAAUCAUUUCAUCAAACACUUGUGCAUUUCUCUCCUCGAAUUUCUCACACUCUGUGAACCAUAAACCAUGUCUUCUCACCUCCUCCACUCCUCCUUCAUCCCCACCGCUCCGCCGUCCCUCCGCCGCCGUCCCGGAUGCGCAUCCCCACUCCCCCGGACGCCCCUCCUCGUCCAAUCCAAGAUCCGCGAAAUCUUCAUGCCGGCCCUCAGCUCCACGAUGACGGAGGGUAAAAUCGUCAGCUGGAUUAAAUCGGAGGGCGAUAAGCUGUCCAAGGGCGAGUCAGUCGUGGUGGUUGAGUCUGAUAAGGCGGAUAUGGAUGUGGAGUCGUUUUACGAUGGGUAUUUGGCCGCCAUUGUUGUCGACGAAGGUCUCUCCGCUGCUGUCGGAUCCACCAUUGCCUUGCUUGCAGAGACCGAGGAAGAAAUUGCCCUCGCAAUUGCUCAAUCGAAGAAAUCAUCUUCCUCCGCCCCUGCUGCACCAGCGCCACCUGCUCCUACUAGUGAUGCCCCGAAGGUGUUCGAUGAAAUGCCGAGCCCGGCUCCUGCUGUGAAAGCUAGUGUCGGAACUAAUGCAUUGGGAUCUGCUGAGCAUCCGGCAUCUGAAGGUGGGAAAAGAGUAGUGGCUUCCCCCUAUGCCAAGAAAUUGGCCAAGGAUUUCGGGGUGGAUUUGAAGGGAGUAUUUGGGAGUGGGCCGAACGGGAGGGUGGUGGCUAAAGACGUGGAGGCUGUUUUGGCUGCUGCAAAACUGAGCGGUGGUGGUGCUAAAGUGCAGGCCAGUGAGCCACCUAAGCCGAGUGGUGUCGAGUUGGGGUCUGUGGUGCAGUUCACUACAAUGCAGGGCGCUGUGAGCAGGAAUAUGGUGGAGAGCUUGGCUGUGCCGACUUUCCGAGUGGGGUAUACUUUUACCACAGAUGCGCUCGAUGCUUUGUACAAGAAGAUCAAAUCGAAAGGAGUGACAAUGACAGCAUUGCUAGCCAAGGCAACGGCUCUUGCUUUGGUCAAACAUCCUAUCGUGAACUCUAGUUGCAGAGAUGGCAAGAGCUUUACAUAUAACACUCAUAUCAACGUUGCAGUAGCGGUAGCCAUCGAUGGUGGUUUGAUUACACCUGUCCUCCAAGAUGCCGACAAGGUUGACAUAUAUACGCUAUCAAGAAAGUGGAAGGAGUUAGUUGACAAGGCACGCGCAAAGCAGCUCCAACCAAACGAAUACACUACAGGCACUUUUACUCUAUCUAACCUCGGAAUGUUUGGGGUGGACCGUUUUGAUGCCAUCUUGCCACCAGGAACUGGUGCAAUUAUGGCUGUUGGAGCUUCUCAACCCACUGUUGUCGGUACUAAGGAUGGUAGAAUCGGCAUGAAAACUCAAAUGCAGGUCAACGUAACUGCAGAUCACCGUGUGAUAUACGGUGCUGACCUGGCAGCUUUCUUGCAAACACUGUCUAAGAUAAUUGAGGAUCCUAAAGAUUUGACUUUUUAAAAUCCAUGUCCCAUGUCAUUGAAGACUGAAGCCGUUUUUUAGCUUAUCUCGUUAAUCUAUGGUUCUUUAUAGAAGAAUCGAGAAGCCGAUAUUCUUGGAAAGUGCGCAAUUAUCAAGGAUCACGCGAAAUAUAUUUGAACCAAUUAUGUGUGACUCACUGGUGGUUAAUUUUUUAUGUAGACGAUACACUAUUAUAUAUCUCUAUUUAGAAGUGUUUUUUUUGUAUGGUUUCUACCGAGAAUAUUUGGUCUUUGAGGCUAUCGAAUUCUGAGUUCAGUUU